AUGGAAAAAUGUCCAUAUCUGUUGGAACGCUGGUCAAGUAUCGAAGGAAACCCAACAACUGCAGAAUUUGCGAGCGGAACGCCUUCAGCAGAACCAACCGAAGUUCACAUUUCCAGAUCAUCGCAAUCACCAGUCCAUAUGAAACUCUGUCCAUACAUCUCUCUUCUCUCAGCGGAAAAACGUGCUCGCGUCUCUCAUUCCUCUCCACUACAAAAAACGAUAUUUUCUUAUCUUUUUCCUGGUUCGCCAAAAGUUAACUCGUUGCUUGCCACUUUUUACAUUUCAUCGAUACCUAAUUUUAUUCUUUUUUUCGUUCCUCCUGAUAUUCAGCCGUCGUCAUUAAACACGUUGGUGAGUUUUGCAGUUGGUGGGUUGUUGGGAGAUGUGUUUUUGCAUUUGUUACCACAGAGUUUCAUGGGAGAAGCUAGUGAUGAAGAAGUGCAUUUUGUUAUGAUAGACGAGAAAAGGAAUGUGGUUAUUGGGUUGGGGUUAUUUGUGGCUGAUGCAACUCAUAACUUUACUGAUGGUCUUGCAAUGGCUGCUUCGUUCUACGCAUCUCCGAGCGUCGGUGCGACUACAACUGUCGCUGUAUUUUUCCACGAGAUACCUCAUGAGAUUGGCGAUUAUGCUAUACUCGUUCAAUCUGGAUUCACUAAACGAUAUGCUUUGUUAUCACAAUUUGGCACUGCCGUAGGAGCAUUCCUGGGUACCUUUGCUGGUAUUGCUAUUGAAGAGUAUAGCAGAGGAGAUCAGCCGGCGGGAGAAAAAGUAUUUGAUGUUGGUGAUGUGGGUGAUGGUAUAUGGGGUACCAACGUUUAUUUGAGUGAUUUAGUGAUACCAUUUACUGCAGGUGGUUUUAUAUAUAUUGCUACAGUAGGUGUGAUUCCCGAGUUGUUGGAAGUAUCAGGGAAAUUAGGGAAGGAUGUCAAACAAGCUAUAACAGAGUUUGUAGCAAUGUUGGUGGGGAUUGGCAUGAUGGGUGUCAUUGCUUGGAAUGAAGGUUGA
Molecule: messenger RNA, 1005 nt
Organism: Paraglomus occultum
Lineage: Eukaryota; Fungi; Glomeromycota; Glomeromycetes; Paraglomerales; Paraglomeraceae
Source: the annotation of a GenBank genome assembly